AUGUUUGGCUUCGUGUGGAAAAUCUUUCUUUGCCUUCCGGGAAUGAUUAACACAGAUCUUCAAACAGUUGCAGGUAAUGCAUUCACAGCUGCAGGAGGAGGACAGGCUAAAGAGGUUUCACCAGCCCCUCAGCUCAGUGACUUGCAGUUGGUAAACCCUUCUCUGCCUCCUGGCUUGGAAAAGCCUCAUGGCAUCAUGGAUGCUGAGCAGUUCCACAGGCACGUGCAGCUACGGAGGAAGCGAUCCAUUCUCUUUCCCAGCGGAGUUAAGAUCUGCCCUGAUGAAUCUGUUGAGCAGGCUAUUGCAAACCAUCUCAAGUAUUUCAGGCUCAGAGUGUGCCAGGAAACAGUCUGGGAGGUCUUCAAGACGUUCUGGGACAGACUGCCAGAGCGGGAAGAAUAUAACACGUGGAUGAGCCUGUGUGAGGAGGGCAUGAUGAGCAUCUUUGAGAUGGGCACCAACUUCAGCCAGUCUGAGGAGCACCGGAGCCUGAUCGUGAAGAAACUGGCCUAUACAAAGGAAGCAAUGGGCAGUUCCUGUGCUGAUUGGUCAUGUGGCCAAGAUGAUCCAGGGAAUCAUUCAUGCAGUGGGACUCCUACUCCACCUUCGGAUGCUGAUGUAACCACACUGAGAGAUGCAGCUGCCAAUGUUCCUCCCCCUCAUGAGGUCUCCGUUGAGAGUCCUGCGGGUGACACCAUCCAUGAGCAUGACAAUGUGGACACCACUAUCAAUAACGAGAUAAAGAAGCAGGAUGAGAAGACAGUCAGACCUGUAACUGAGCAGAUGAUUGAGUUCAACAUUUUGAUUGUUGGUGAACAGUACAGUGAGGAGCUGAAGGACCCAUCUGCUGAUGAGUAUCAACUGCUGUCUGAACGAUUCAUUUCUCAGAUUAAAAGUGUAUUUGAAGGACUACCUGGAUACAAAAGCAUCCAUGUCCUGGAUUACAGCCCUUCCGAGGAAGACAGUGGGGUGGAAGUUCACUAUGCUGUCACAUUUGAUGGAAAAGCCAUCAGCAAUGCCACCUGGGACCUGAUUAACCUUCAUUCAAACAAGGUGGAGGACAACUCCUUCAUGGACAUAGAGGAUAAUCCAACAGUUGUGUACACCAUCAGUGAUUUCCGAGAUUAUAUUGCUGAGAUCCUCCAGAAAAACGCUCUGCUUGAAAAUGCUUCCAUCUCCUUAGACCCAAACUCUCUUCAGCUUACCAAUGUGAAGGAAAUCCUGCACCCCACAUCAGAGGACCCAUCCUGGAUUACUGAGCACCCAGUUGUGCUGGAGCGCCCGGAGUUUGAUGACAGCACCUUUUUGGCAGAACGUCCUUCUGCAGAUGAGUCAACUGUCAGCAACGCCUUGCCCUUUGAUCACACCAAACCAGACUCCAGCUCAGACACUGAGCAGGCCAGUGACAAUGAAAUCCAGCCAAGACCCGAGAAUAUUGACCAUGAGGCUGCUUUGGCACCUGAAGCUCCACUUUCCUCAGAGGUUGAUGUCACUUCUUUGCCUGAUGGGCAGAAUUUAGAGACUAGUCAUUUAGUCACUGUACCGGUGUUAGAGCAUGAUUCUGUGGACUCUCUGGAAUGGCUUUCAGCCCCCAGUUCUUUAGAUGACACUGGACUGUCUGAAGAACUUUUGCCUUUAAGUCCUUCUCACCUUGUGCCUGAAGAAUCUCCAUCUACCGAUGACUAUGCAGUUCCUUUGCUUUCUGCACCAACAGUGGCCUCUUCAUCACUUGUAGAGACUGAUAUUAAAGAGAAGGAAGAAGUAAUCCAAGGUAGUCCUGAGGGCAGUGACAGUGCAAACUCUGUGGAAGAAAUUCCUUUUCCCUUAGAAGUGCCCCUUAUGGAAGAUGAAACUGAUGUAUUUCUUGGAGAUAGAGUUAUAUAUGAUGAUGGGUCUGGUUCAGCUUUUGAUGGUUCAGGAAAAGAAAUGGAAUCAAGUAUCUGGCCUUGGGAAGAAGCAACCCUGGAACCAGUUUUCUACCCUGGUCCUGAUAGCUGGCUUGAAGAUGACAAUGAGUCUUUAUUAACCAAAACAGAGGAUAUUCCUGAAGGCAUGAUUUUAGACUAUAUUCUUAACUCUGGUAAUAAAUUAGAUUAUGAUCUUUCCAAAGAUGAGAAUGAAGGGAUAGUCAAUAUAAAAGAUUUCCUUGAUGAGUCUGAAAUAUUUGUCUUUCCAGAGACUACAACUCCACAAGUACCUCUGUUACAGCCAGAAGAGCCAUCGUCUGUGGAACCAUCUACACAGACAGAAACUCUGGGCAUGUAUGAUUCCUCUCUUGUCAUGCCAACUGGAGAGGCCCCUGUAUCCCCACCACAUACAGAUCUGUCUGUGGAAGAUAGUCUCCAUACAUCUACAGGGACUGUCAGUAUGGAGCAGCCCGAGGAGUCCAGUGUAGGCCAGAACAUAAUCCCUGAAGGAGUUGAACACCAAAGUGAAGACAGGGCAGUGGUAGAAGAAGAACUAUUCACAGUGAAGCAGCUGGAUGUAAUGGAAGCUGCUACAAUAGGACACUUGGACACAAUCUCUUCAGAAAAUAUUUUGACUGCAGAUCCUUCUGUGGUAAAGCCUGUUGCUUCCACAGAAGAGAAGCAAGCCCUAGACUCCUCACUGGCAGACCAAGACACUCACGGAUCAGCAGUGAAGGAACCAGAUGAUGUUUGGCUUACUGACAGGGCACUAGAAACCUCCUUAGAUGAGACAGUGCAACCAGAAAUGCCAGCAAUGGUUACUCAAGGUUCAGCUGCAGCUCCUUCUGCAGUAGAUCACACCCCUGUCCUAGAGGGCUUUGGUGGACAGGAUGGUACAGACCAUGGCACACACAUUUCCAUGAGUUUCAGCACUGUUGUGGAUUAUCAAACACUGAGUGUAACAACAAGCACCGUUGAGCUUCCGUCCCACCUCCCUCCUGUGGGAUCCACACCAUCAUUGUCUGUGGCUACCUCAACAAAGCUGGGAGACGAAACAACCAGAGUCCUGGAUGUUUCAGUAGACCUGGGUCAUGUUAGCACUGCCCAGUUUUCUCCUGAGCAGACUGAGGAGGGAAGGAGAAUGACUGAAAGUCACAUUGAGCUAACCACUCGUGUCCAGUCCACAGAGAUGGCCAGUGUGGCUUGGGCCACACACGAAACUCACUACAGCAGCACCGUCCCAUCCCGAGCUCUGGUUGUGUUCUUCAGCCUUCGGGUCACCAACAUGAUGUUUUCAGAGGACCUGUUUAAUAAAAACUCCCCUGAAUACAAAGCCUUGGAGCAGCGAUUCUUGGAACUGCUGGUGCCCUACCUUCAGUCAAAUCUGACAGGAUUCCAGAAUCUGGAAAUCCUGAACUUCAGAAAUGGCAGCAUUGUGGUGAACAGUCGAAUGAAAUUUGCCAAACCUGUGCCUCGGAAUGUCACCAACGCUGUGUACAUGAUCCUGGAAGAUUUCUGCAACACUGCAUAUCACACCAUGAACCUGGCCAUUGAUAAGUACUCCCUGGAUGUUGAAUCGGGUGAGCAGGCAGAUCCCUGCAAGUUCCAGGCCUGCAACGAGUUCUCUGAGUGCUUGGUGAAUCGCUGGAGUGGGGAAGCUGAGUGUGUCUGCAACCCUGGCUACCUCAGCAUCGAUGGGCUGCCCUGCAACAGCAUCUGUGACCUGCAGCCAAACUUCUGCCUGAACGACGGCAAGUGUGACAUCAGCCCUGGGCAAGGGGCCAUCUGCAGGUGCCGUGUGGGAGAGAACUGGUGGUACAGAGGGGAGCACUGUGAGGAAUAUGUGUCUGAGCCACUGGUUGUGGGUAUUGCCAUUGCUUCUGUGGCAGGAUUCCUUCUUGUGGCAUCUGCUGUCAUCUUCUUCUUGGCCAGAACCCUUCGAGAUCAGUACACAAAGAGUGACACUGGGGACUCGCAGGGGCAGGGUGACAGCCUCUCGUCCAUUGAGAAUGCAGUUAAAUACAACCCCAUGUAUGAAAGUGACACGACUGGCUACAGCCAUUAUUACCGGAGAUAUCCGCAGCUCACGUCCUACAGUUCCACCAGUGCAGAGACAUCCACAGACUACAGCAGUGAAGAGAUCAGGCACAUUUAUGAAAACAGUGAGCUUACUAAGGAGGAGAUUCAGGACAGAAUUCGAAUUAUAGAGCUCUACGCUAAAGACCGCCAGUUUGCAGAGUUUGUUAGGCAGCAUCAAAUGAAGCUGCUUUAAGAAAAAAAGACAUUGAUAGAAUACACGUGGGAGAUAAAUGCUACCUUGCUGCCCCA
This is a messenger RNA of Melozone crissalis (California towhee), 4235 nucleotides long. RefSeq names its product interphotoreceptor matrix proteoglycan 2 (gene IMPG2). The transcript has 21 exons. The record is from RefSeq and is a predicted model, not a curated record. The coding region runs from base 1 to 4179 and encodes 1392 amino acids. Gene Ontology annotation, molecular function: hyaluronic acid binding; heparin binding. NCBI's taxonomy places the organism in Eukaryota, Metazoa, Chordata, Aves, Passeriformes, Passerellidae. Gene Ontology annotation, biological process: visual perception.